AGCUUGCCACACGCAGGCAACAUGGCGGCCCGUAAACAAAUUUUCUGGUUAAUAUCAACCGGUUUUAAUACUUUUGUUUUGCUUUGUAUAAUAGCAGAUUUUGUGUCAUCCAACCCUGACGUGGAUGAUCAUGAAGACUUAUCACAAUCGUGUCACAAUUUAGUUUGGAAUUUCAAGAAGAAUCUGACAACAGAUGAUCGCUUUAUGGAAGCAGCUAAAGAUAUUUGCAGUGGGACACUAAAAGAGCACCCGGAGUGUGUCACGAAUGCAAAGGGACAUCUGGUGUCAUGCUUGUUCGAUUACAAGGAGAACCUGACAGAGGUUUCUUGCAAGCAGUUUCUCGGAAAGAUGGAGGGGAUUGUUUUUAGCGACUACCGUCUAAUCUACAAGUUUACGGACAAUUGUGGUGCUGAAAUCAGCAGGCUUGGUUGUGGGCGUCUUGCUGGCUUAAAUGAUGAGCUGCAGCACUCUCAAGGUGCGACGAUCGAGUGUCUCGCGAAGCACAUCGAUGAGAAGGGAGGUCUGAGCAGCAUGUGCGAGAAGCAGAUCCUACGCAUCGCGGAGCUCCAGUCUGAGGACUUCCACCUCGACCGGCCACUCUACUUUGCAUGUCGCGACGACAGGGAACGGUUUUGUGCAAACACGCCUGCUGGCGAGGGAAAGGUCUAUAAUUGUCUCAUGAAACACAAGAUGCUACGAGAUAUGUCAUCCGAGUGCCGUGAGAUGCUGGUGACGCGCCAGAAGCUGGUGAACGUUGACUAUAAGGUGAGCCGAGGGCUGGUGCGUGACUGCCGGGAUGACAUCAAGCAACAUGAGUGUCAACCGGGAGCCGGCGGUAUUGCUGAGGAGAACAAGCAUGUGCGGCUGUCCUAUGUGCUCCUGUGCCUCGAGACGGCCAUGAAGAAAGGUAAACCAGUUGCAUCAACCUGUCAGGCACGAAUGCUUGAUCACAGAAAGCAAUUGAUGGAAGACUACAGCAUCAGUCCAGACAUAGUUCUUCAUUGUAAUAAUGAAAUAAAGAAUGAGUGCAAGGGUCUAGAAAAAGAUGGAAAGACAAUUCAUUGUUUAUUGGAGUUGGCACAGCCUCGAAAACAAAAAGAUGAAAUAAAGCAGGAUCGCAUGAGUGCACCAUGCCGCAGAGAGUUGGAGAGUCUGCUGAAAGUGGCAGAUGUAGGAAGUGAUAUAAGAGUAGAUCCGAUGCUGCAGGAGGCCUGCCAACCAGCUACUAAUACAUUUUGUCAAGACAUUCCUGCUGGUGAUGCAAGAGUUCUCAUCUGCUUAAUGGACAAUGUGGAUGAUCCCAAUAUGAAUGUAGAAUGCAAAGGUCGUCUAAUGGAGAUCCAAUACUUCAUUGCGAGAGAUUUCAGAUUAAGCAGUCGGUUGAUGCACGCUUGCAACGAAUAUGCAGAAAACCUCUGCGGGAGUAAACUAAAUCCAGAUGAUGACAGCGCUAACCAGGCAGAUGGUCAGAUGUCAGUUGUACCCUUGAAGCACAGUUAUACGUUGUCCUGUCUGUACCGAUAUAUGAGUUCACCUAACAAGAAGGAGAGAAAGGAGCUGUCACGUCAGUGUAGGUUCGAGGUGAAGCGGGUGAUGCGGCAGAGAGCAGUGAGUGUGAAGCUACAGCCGGAGAUCGAGGAGCCCUGCAUACACGACCUGUCGAGGUUCUGCUCAGACAACACAGAAGAGGAGGAGGAAAUGCAAUGUCUGCAAACUCACCUGGAUGAGUUGGAAGCCACUUGCAAGACAGCAGUGACAGAAUUUACGGAGAGGGAAGCUAAAGACACGAAACUUGACCGAAUAGUCAUGAAAGCCUGCAGAACAGCUAUCAAGAUGUUUAGCUGUGACGAGGUUGAUGAGGAUGACCAAGGAGAUGACAAUGGUGGAAUAAUGCGAUGUCUAGUCGAACACAAAAGCGAUCUAUUAAUCCAGAAAAGCCAGAAGUGUCUGUGUGGCGUGGAACACUUUCAGUUGAUUGCAUUAAAGAACAUCAACUUUAAUGUCAAAUUCAAAGAGUCAUGUAAAGAUGAUGUGUCUACUUUAUGUCAGGAAAAAGCAGCAAACAAAGCAGAAAUUGUGUCAUGUCUGAGUACUAUUGUGAGAAAUGACACGUUACUGGGACAUACACAGAGAAUCUCACCAUUCUGCAGAACCGAGUUACGAGUAGAACUGCUACAAAGGUCUGAGAGCAUUGACCUGGAUCCGAUGCUGCAGGUGUUGUGUCAGGAUGACGUGCGUCAGUUAUGUCAGGGCCUGGCACCAGGACGAGGAGCUGUACUCGAGUGUCUGCGUGAACACAAGGCGAAUCUUUCCUCUCAGUGCCACCAGAAAAUCUUUGAGCGAGAACGAGAUCAAGCCGUUAACCCAGACACGGAUUUCAUCCUUGUUGAGUAUUGCAAGCCUAUGAUAGAGGUCUUCUGUCAUGGUAUUAGUCCAAGCAUGCUGUUUAAUUGUCUCAAGAAGCACAAGUAUGACAAAGACAUGAACCCAAAGUGUAAAAUGAUCAUCUCAAAACGACAGAUAGAGAAGGCAAAAGAUUAUCGCCUUAACCCAGACCUGCAGCGUCACUGUCAGUCGGAUCUUCCCAAGUUUUGUUCAGCUCUUUUUGAUAAAAAGAUUGAUCUGAAAGAUAUGACGGCCUUCAAGGAAUUUGAGGGCAAAGUGAUUCUAUGUUUGAAGAAGCAGCUGUCAGUAAAUCGACUCUCCCAUCCAUGUGCUAAUAUUAUGAGGGAGCUAGUACAAGAGGCACAUGAAGACUACCGCCUUGAUCCACAGCUCACCAUAUGCAAGGCAGAUAUGACUCAUUUGUGUCCUGAACAGGUGGAAAAGGAGAAAGGCUAUGGGAGUGAGGUAGAAGACUGUCUCAUGAACAAAAUUUUAAAAAUUGCCAAUGAAGACUGUCAAAAGCAGGUUGCUCGGAUUGUAGCGGAAGCUAGGUCCGACAUCCACGUCGAUGAGGCGCUCUAUGAGGCAUGUGAGCUCGAUCUCAAGUUCUACUGUACCGACCUAGAUCCAGGAGAUGGCAGACAUAUGUCAUGCCUGCUCUCUUUGCUGGAGAUGAACAAGAUUAAUAGAAAGGAAUGCAAGGCGAUGCUACAGAAACGCAAGGAGCUGUGGGAAUUGGCUGCAAAGGUUGCCCCAGCACAGAGCAUGAGUGAUAUCUACACGCAAGUGUUCACUUCCCCAGCGCGCAACUAUUUCUUGAUUGUGGCAGCCACAGCGAUAGGCAUUAUAUUCGUCGGUGGACUUUUCUGCGGCAGGGUAACAAAGAAAGUGCGAGCCGAAAUGAAGAAUCGAUAGGGGUGGCCACGGUAUCUUAUUCAGGGCAGUCAUCAGAUGUGAUCGUGCGGCGUUGUCGUAUACUUCUCUCCCAGCGAUGUAUAUUUUACACCGUGUGCCUGUUUGUGACAACGUUUCUGUUAUUUUUGCACAGCACCUCCUGGCACAGAGAGUUACCAUAAAUGGACGGGAUUCGUUGUCUUUGCUGUGAGCUGGUCUUAUAUAUGUCAUUAUAUACGUUUGUCCACAUUUUGCAAAACCCGUUUGCUGCACGUUGUAUUUACUAUUCUGCGUGAGACACCGCUGGUUUGUCUGUUUUGCAAUAAUCUAUAAUUGCUAUCUGCUAUGCUUUGAGUUUGAAAAUAUGAGCAUGUUCUUUAUUUAGUUAUGGACGUGUAAUCUCUUGGUAAGGGAGAGAGAGGAGGUAAAUAGUUAGAUGCAGAGAGAGAGAGAGAAGAGAGAGGUAAAUAGAUAGAUAGAAAGAGAGAGAGAGAUAGUGAGGGGGGAAGAAGGGAGAGGAAAGAGAGUGUGAGGGAAAGAAAGAGAGAGAGAAUGCGUACAGUAGAUACAGGAACGCAGCGUAACGAAGCAAGUGUAAAUGCGACUGUUAGCAUUAUCUCUGUAUGUAUUAUUGUGUAUUCAUGUGAUAUGUUGUAAACAUAUUGCGUAGAGCCUUGUAAUCUGUCGAAUUUAUAAUAACCUAUAUAGCUGUGUAUUAAUCAAUUUUACAACGAGCAGUUCGAAAAAUCUACCUAUAUAUAUAUGUAUAUAUAUAUACAUAUAGCUGGUAUGAAAGUAGAUUUUCCAGUAGUUUGCAGCCCUGGUAAACCAAAAUACAGUUCUGUCUGACCCCGGUGUGUUUUUGCGUUGACAAUGAACUAAAUCUGUCAAAAGGUUUAGGGUAUAGUUGUUUUGAUUGAACUCUACCUGGGGAAAUAUAUAUGCUAUGGACGAAAAAUGAAGUAUGACUUUAAAUCUUUCUAAUGUAUUUAUCAAUGUAAACGUCAAGGUGUGCAAUUCGACUAUAAAAAAAACUUGAAUUGGUUAAUGUUCGACUUUUAUACAGCUGGUGUAUAAUGGUAUAUCAUGCUUUCUGUAAUAGUUUAGUCACUAUGAUCAUAUUUGUAGCGCUCGUGAUUUGCGCUAAUCUGGUAAUGUUGUCACAGUCCUAUAGUCAUAUAUAUAUACAGAUAUACUUUAUAUGAAAUCGCAGGGUGUAGGAGCGUACACAAAUAGUUGUUCCUGUCAUUAGAAUCUCUCCUGUAAUUCUGUUUCAUAGUUUUAGUCAACUUAUGUGGUAGCCACAGCUGUACUUUCAUGCUGCAUAAUGAUCGGAUUGCAGAUAUAUGAAGCGUUUGAAAGACUAGCUAUGUUAUACGCUUUGUCAUACACUACAGGAACAAACGUGUUCGACCUAUGUGAUUUAUGCAUGACGCCGGUGAUUUCUGAUAAUGAGGAAGUGUGUACACUUGUUUAUCUGAUCAAAUUUAUCUAUCACCGACUUAGCAGAUUUUCAUUUGACGGACGUGCAUAAUAGCUUACGUUUGACGAAUCGCGUAAUGCGAUGUGCAUGAAAAAUACUUCCAUGUACUAUAGCUAUCGUAUUCUCCAAUGUAGUGAGAGUAACGCCUGUUGCACACUGAUUACUUUUAGUCGCGAGAACGAGCGUGCAGUUAGUAGCUCAGUUUUGACAUUCAUGGUGGGUAGCUCCAGGGCAUCCCGGGCAUUGUCGGUGGCGCCACUUAUAAAACCGCCCAUGUGCGCCGCACUGAAAUGCGCAUCUGUAUGCACGGGUAUCACUGUAUCUGGCUGAAGUCAUUAUAAAGGGUUACGCACAAACGACCCGUACAGUCCUGAUGGUGAAAUCGGUUCAGUGUACGUGCAUUUCACGUAAAGUUUUAUGUGUUCUAAAACAGUGGCAAACGAUAUGCUGACAUGGUCAUGUCGACAGUGCGAAAUUUAUGCGCUGAGAAAGAAAGCGGUUUCAAAACAGCGCUGUUUACGUCCGGUGACGUGUUACUGCAACUGCCCAUUGUGACUGGGUCUGAUUAAAAAUAUGUGGGUAUAGUUUUUUUUUUGCUGCCUUACAUUCAUGUUUGUGUACAAAGUGGUAAUGUUUAUGCAAAGUGGAAUGCACACAUUAAUUCCUGCAUAUUGUUGUGAGCCACCGAGUCUACUAGCCACCUAUUUUUGCGAUCUCAGUCUCGGUUCGAUCAAUAUCCGAAACCACCGUUCACAAUUUUACAACCAUAACAAAAUGGCAUGCCAUCAUGUCUUUUUCCUGGUUCCAUUCGCACGCGCACAGACUAAAUGUGUUGUUCCGAACCUCGCCGAAUAGCGUUGGAACUAGCGAAUCAUUACCUCCGCCCACGGAGUGGAGGAUGUUAUGUGAUCGCUCUCGUGUAGUGUGUUAGUGUGUUCGCGCGGUCGAUAUUAGCCCGUCAGCCAGCCGGCGCAGCGAGCCAGCGAGCGUGUACAUGUGAGCGAGCAGCAGCAACGAGCGAGCGAUCUGGCGGAGGUAUGCACUCUCCGUGAGUGCCCUCUGUCUAGUUUUGAUAUGUGCCAGAUAUUGCACGGCAUUUGUACACGUGGUAAGCAUGCCAUUCAUGUUACGGCUGUUGUAAUUAAUAUUGUAACGAUCAUUAUUAAUACCCUUGUAACCUGUAAUAAAUGGCUUGCUGUAUAACCGCGUACUAUCUAUAGAUAACUGUAGUACCAAAACGUAUUGGCGCAGUUAUGUAUGGAAGGGAUAGUAUUUCGUGAAAUAAUAUACAGCUUUAAUAUUUGGA
Molecule: messenger RNA, 6068 nt
Organism: Priapulus caudatus
Lineage: Eukaryota; Metazoa; Priapulida; Priapulimorpha; Priapulimorphida; Priapulidae
Product: Golgi apparatus protein 1-like
Cellular component (GO): Golgi membrane
Molecular function (GO): fibroblast growth factor binding
Source: RefSeq, a predicted model, not a curated record